UAGGUGGGAGGCGGCGGCGCGCCGGCGGCGGCCGGAAGUAGCCGAAGCGAGCGGCGGAAGUAGCCGAAGCGGCCGGAGCGGGCGGGCGGCUAGGCCGAGAGAGAGCUGCACGGGGCCCUCCGCGGCCGCCUCAACAUGUCGGACUUCGAUGAGUUCGAGCGGCAGCUCAACGAGAACAAGCAAGAGCGGGACAAGGAGAACCGGCACCGCAAACGCAGCCACAGCCGCUCUCGAAGCCGUGACCGCAAACGCCGUUCCCGAAGCCGCGACCGGCGCAACCGGGAUCAGCGCAGUGCCUCUCGGGACCGGCGGCGGCGGAGCAAGCCCUUGACCCGAGGCGCUAAGGAGGAGCACGGCGGACUGAUCCGCUCCCCCCGCCAUGAGAAGAAGAAGAAGGUUCGCAAGUACUGGGAUGUGCCACCCCCUGGCUUCGAGCACAUCACCCCCAUGCAGUACAAGGCCAUGCAAGCUGCCGGUCAGAUUCCAGCCACAGCCCUGCUCCCCACCAUGACCCCCGACGGCCUGGCUGUAACACCGACCCCAGUGCCUGUGGUGGGCAGCCAGAUGACCAGGCAGGCCCGGCGCCUCUACGUGGGCAACAUCCCCUUCGGCAUCACUGAGGAAGCCAUGAUGGACUUCUUCAACGCCCAGAUGCGGCUGGGGGGACUGACUCAGGCCCCAGGCAACCCGGUUUUGGCUGUGCAGAUUAACCAGGACAAGAACUUUGCCUUCCUAGAGUUCCGCUCAGUGGACGAGACAACCCAGGCCAUGGCCUUUGAUGGCAUCAUCUUCCAAGGCCAGUCACUGAAGAUCCGCCGGCCCCACGACUACCAGCCCCUGCCGGGCAUGUCGGAGAACCCCUCAGUCUAUGUACCCGGUGUUGUGUCCACUGUGGUCCCUGACUCGGCCCACAAGCUGUUCAUCGGGGGCUUACCCAACUACCUGAAUGAUGACCAGGUCAAAGAGCUGCUGACGUCAUUCGGGCCCCUCAAGGCCUUCAAUUUGGUCAAGGAUAGUGCCACAGGGCUCUCCAAGGGCUACGCCUUCUGUGAGUACGUGGACAUCAACGUCACCGACCAGGCCAUCGCGGGGCUGAACGGAAUGCAGCUGGGGGAUAAGAAACUCCUCGUGCAGAGGGCAAGUGUGGGGGCCAAGAACGCCACGCUGGUGAGCCCCCCGAGCACCAUCAAUCAGACGCCAGUGACGCUGCAAGUGCCAGGGUUGAUGAGCUCGCAGGUACAGAUGGGUGGGCACCCUACCGAGGUGUUGUGCCUCAUGAACAUGGUGCUGCCUGAGGAGCUGCUGGACGACGAGGAGUAUGAGGAGAUCGUGGAGGAUGUGCGCGAUGAGUGCAGCAAGUACGGGCUGGUCAAGUCCAUCGAGAUUCCCCGGCCUGUGGAUGGCGUCGAGGUGCCUGGCUGUGGGAAGAUCUUUGUGGAGUUCACAUCUGUGUUUGACUGCCAGAAAGCCAUGCAGGGCCUGACAGGGCGCAAGUUCGCCAACAGAGUGGUUGUCACAAAGUACUGUGACCCCGACUCUUACCACCGUCGGGACUUCUGGUAGAGGUGUGGGGAGGGUGGGGCUGGGCUGGCAGGGGGUUCUCCCCUGCCCCCCCUCUUCCCCCUCUGAAGACACGGGCAGAGGAGUGACACCGAUCAACAGCCGGCAGCAACUGGAAUGGCAGCAUUGGGGGGGGGGGCGGGAGGGGAGGGGGGCCUGGGGAAGUGCACAUGACAAGUACCCACAGACGCAGAGGGUCGGGGUGGGCUGGGAGGGGUACACAGACGGGCAGGGCAGAAUGGGGCCGCUGGCGCCCCUCCCCACAACAGCCUCUCCCCAACACCCCACACCCCACCCCCCCUUUACUUCCCGGCUGUAGAAAAAAGCGUGUUUAUAUUUUAUGGCCAAAAUAUUUUAAAUUUUGUUGCCUGCCCGGUGCCCUGCCCCUGGCCCCCGGCCCUCCCUGAUUUCUUAGUUAAUUCUUAGUGCCCCCACUCCCGCCUUGGCCUGGCCCCCUCAUUGGCAGUUUCAUAUUUGCUAAGACGAAUUUGCUCAUUAAACAUUUUGUUGUAUUUUA
This is a messenger RNA of Sorex fumeus (smoky shrew), 2077 nucleotides long. It is a transcript of the gene U2AF2, whose product is annotated as U2 small nuclear RNA auxiliary factor 2. Gene Ontology annotation, biological process: mRNA processing. Lineage: Eukaryota; Metazoa; Chordata; Mammalia; Eulipotyphla; Soricidae. The transcript is spliced from 12 exons. Gene Ontology annotation, molecular function: poly-pyrimidine tract binding; pre-mRNA 3'-splice site binding. The record is from RefSeq and is a predicted model, not a curated record. Gene Ontology annotation, cellular component: nucleus; U2-type prespliceosome; commitment complex. Bases 136 to 1563 code for a protein of 475 amino acids.